Kluyveromyces marxianus DMKU3-1042 is the source of this 1794-nucleotide messenger RNA. RefSeq names its product ATP-dependent RNA helicase SPB4 (gene SPB4). The record is from RefSeq and is a predicted model, not a curated record. Gene Ontology annotation, cellular component: nucleolus. The transcript has a single exon. NCBI's taxonomy places the organism in Eukaryota, Fungi, Ascomycota, Saccharomycetes, Saccharomycetales, Saccharomycetaceae. The coding region runs from base 1 to 1794 and encodes 597 amino acids. Gene Ontology annotation, molecular function: RNA helicase activity; ATP binding; nucleic acid binding.
AUGGCAAGAUCUCUAUCUUGGGAUGACUUGAAGUGUGAUAUCGAACCAUGGAUUCGCACUGCCAUCGAUGCCAUGGGUUUUGAGACAAUGACACCUGUUCAAGCUUCAACUAUUCCGUUAUUUUCUGGAAACAAAGAUGUGGUAGUUGAAUCCGUUACUGGCUCAGGAAAAACUAUUGCUUUUGUUAUUCCUGUGUUAGAACGAUUAAUAAAGGAAGAAGCAAACUCUCCUAAGUUUAAGAAAUCGCACUUCCACUCAUUAAUAAUUUCACCAACAAGGGAAUUGGCUAGCCAAAUACAGAGUGUAAUUGAGGAAUUUUUAAAAUAUUAUCCAGAUGAUCAAUAUCCAAUACGUUCACAGUUAAUCGUGGGUACGGGAGAUUCCACUGUUAGAGAUGAUAUUAAUAGGUUUAUGGAUAAUCGACCACAGAUUUUGGUCGGAACUCCAGGGAGAAUUUUAGACUUCAUUCAAAAAUCAAACGUCAAAACUUCAUCAUGUGGCACAGUUGUUUUAGAUGAAGCAGAUAGAUUAUUGGAUUUAAACUUUCAGAAGGAUGUAGAAACCAUUCUCAAACUAUUGCCAAAACAAAGAAGAACCGGACUCUUUUCCGCUACUAUCGAGAGCGCUGGAGCCCAAAUAUUUAAAACUGGUAUGAGAAACCCUGUGAAGGUGGCUGUGAAAUCUCAUUCAAGUGCUCCUUCAUCUCUUUCAAUAAAUUAUAUUGUUACUCCUCCAGAAGAUAAACUGCAACUUCUUUUAACUCUAUUGAACAAUUACAGGUUCAAGAAAUGCAUUGUUUAUUUCCCUACUUGUAUCUCCGUGACAUACUUUUAUGCAUUCAUCAAUUAUUUGAAAAGUAUUGAUCUCAUUACUGAAGAUAUAAGUAUAUUCUCUCUUCAUGGUAAGUUACAGACCCAGUCAAGAAUGAAAACGCUCAAUAGCUUCACUACCAGUUUGAAAAACUCUGUUUUAUUUACUACGGAUGUGGCUGCUAGAGGUAUCGAUAUUCCAGAUGUUGAUCUAGUUAUACAGCUUGAUCCUCCAACUGAUUCAGAUAUAUUUAUUCACAGAUGUGGAAGAACAGGUAGAGCAAAUAGAGUAGGGAAAGCGAUCGUUCUUCUUAACGAAGGUAGAGAAGAAGACUACAUUCCAUUUCUAGAAGUUAAGAAUGUGAUUCUUGAAGAAGAAUCCGUUAAAAUAACACCCAUAGACACACUCUCUCAAACAUUCAAAGAGUGGAUUAUGCAGGACAGAGCCAGGUUCGAUCACGGUAUUAGAGCUUAUGUGGCAUUUAUCAAAUAUUACUCGAAGCAUUCUGCAUCCUCUAUCUUCAGGCUUCAAACUAUGAACUUUGUAGGCAUUGCAAAGUUCUACGGUUUGUUACGCCUUCCAAAAAUGCCCGAAAUAACGCAGUAUGCACUAGCUAGUAGUAUCCCUGAAGGAGGAUGGUUAGUAUCCCCGCCAAUAGACCUUGACACAUUCUCUUAUAUGGAUAAACGGAAGGAGAAAGAAAGACUACAGGAGUUGAAAAAUAUUCAACAUAUCAAUGACAAGAAAAAGCUUAAGAGUGAGCUAAAGAAGAAAAACAUGGCCUGGUCUGAUAAGAAACUUUCAAAGGACGCUAAAAUUGAGAGAAAGGCUGCAAUGGCCGCAAAGAGAAAGGCGAUAGAGGAAAAACUUUUGCAAGAAGGAAAUGAAUCGGAAGGUGAAGUAGAACAAGACUGGAAAGAUCUUGUAAGGCAAAACAAAAAGAAAAAACAUAAUAUCAUACAAGGUAGUUUUGGUGACUUAUGA